This is a messenger RNA of Balearica regulorum gibbericeps (East African grey crowned-crane), 1890 nucleotides long. Lineage: Eukaryota; Metazoa; Chordata; Aves; Gruiformes; Gruidae. The record is from RefSeq and is a predicted model, not a curated record.
AAUUUUCAGGAAUUUGACAGUGAAGGAAACGGCAUUAUGCAGCCAAGGGACUUGAAGAAAGUCUUGUUCAGAUUUGGCAUUCCAAUCACCCCGGAAGAAUUUAAGCAGCUUUGGGCAAGGUAUGAUACAGAUGCAAAAGGAUAUCUUACUCACCAAGAAUUUUUACAGAAACUGGGGAUAGAGUUUGCACCCGCUGACACAGGGCUCAGCAGACACAUCAUGGGAGACAGCUCUGCACAUUUGCAAGCACAUUAUAAUAAUCAACAAAAGAAGCAUUCAAAGCUGGAAGAGCAGCAGAAACAGCAAUCUAAAGCUCUGCAUGUAAGAGAAAUUAAAAAGCAGAUCAAGGAUAAAUUUAGGGAUUACUUCCAAGAUUUCAGUAAGCUCUUUCAUAAAGUGGAUAAAAAUAGAGAUGGCUAUGUAACAGUAUGUGACCUGCACAGGAUACUACAAGAAUUCAACUAUUACCUUGAUCAUGACCAGUUCAGUAGUCUUCUAAACAGCUUAGGAAUCAGCAUUCAUGACAGCAAGCUCUCUUAUUUUGAUUUCCUGAGAGCAAUUGAUGAUGGCAGAGCAUCUAAAUACCAACAGAGACAAAAGCAGGCUGCACCACCUGCAAGCUUUGCAGCACUCAGCUUAGAACAGACCCUAAUUAAGAUAAAAGAAAUAGUUGCAUCGUCUUAUGAUUUACUGUACAAGGCAUUUUCUCUAUUUGAUAAAGAUGACACUGGAGUGAUUAAAGCACUGGAAUUUCAACAAGUACUUGACCAUUUCUGCUUUAAAUUAUCAGACAAGCAGUUCAGGCACCUUCUCAAGAACCUUAACCUUUGUGAGGACUUCACAGUAGACUGGAAAGUUUUCCUGAAAAACAUAGAUGACCUCAUAGAGACUGAGGAAGGGCAAAAAGUCAUUCCGCCUAAAUCUUCUUGGGAACUGUCAGAGAGAAGCAUCCUCUCACAGAUACAAGAAGGAGUGACUGCUGGCUUUAACACAAUUGCACAAGAGUUUAAAGAUAUUGACUCUUCAAAAGAUAAUACUAUAUCAAAAGAGGAGUUCUGGGAUAUAUGUAACCAACAUUUUCAGCGGCUGACUGAAGAACAAUCUGACAAUCUUUGGAACACAAUGGAUGUCAGUGCUAGUGGACGGUUGAAGUAUCAGGACGUUUUGAAGAGGCUGAAAACACCACCUGUGGAACUCGGUGAAGGUAUUCUAUUCAUUGCCAAUGAAAUCAGGCACAACCACCAUUCAAAUGAGAUACCAGCAUCCAGACAUCCUCGGACAACAGCAACUUGUUCUGCACCUGUCCUUAACUGUGAAACAAUAGAAAAUAAGAUAAGAAAGAACAUCCAACAUACAUGGAGAGGCAUACUAAAAGCGUGCAAAGAGAAGGAUGUCGGCAAGCUAGGAGAAAUCCCAGUGUCAGACUUCCUAGAUAUAGCAGAGAAGUUCAAUUCGGAUUUAAGUGAAGGGGAAAUUAACCAAAUAACAACAAAAUAUGAUUUAAAGAAAAAUAGAAGAUUUGCAUACUAUGACUUCCUUCAGAACUGUAUCUUGUUGUUAAAACCACAGGAAAGCUCACUGCUACAGAGGGUAAUUAUACAGAAGCCACAAAACCUGAUGAGUCCUGGACCACAAACCCCGUUGUUCUUCAGCACGAUGCUGAGGAUUCAGCCCCGGAUCUUGCACUGCUGGAGACCAAUGAAGCAAACUUUUAAAUCCUAUGAUGAGAGUCAUACUGGAUUGUUAGAUAUUGCAGAUUUCAGACAAGUCCUUCAUGAGUACAGCAUCAACCUAACUGAAGAGGAGUUAUUCAACGUUUUGGAAUAUUAUGAUAAAACUUUGUCUUCAAAAAUAUCCUAUAAUGAUUUUCUCUGGGCAUUCAUACAGUAG